Messenger RNA from Anguilla anguilla (European eel), 702 nucleotides. RefSeq names its product LBH regulator of WNT signaling pathway (gene lbh). Gene Ontology annotation, biological process: positive regulation of DNA-templated transcription. NCBI's taxonomy places the organism in Eukaryota, Metazoa, Chordata, Actinopteri, Anguilliformes, Anguillidae. The record is from RefSeq and is a predicted model, not a curated record. The coding region runs from base 193 to 534 and encodes 113 amino acids. Gene Ontology annotation, cellular component: nucleus. The transcript is spliced from 3 exons.
UGAAACAUCCAACGGCGCCUCUAUACCCCAUCAGCGCGAGACUAAGUUAACUCUAGUUCUAUGCAAUCGAGUUGUAUACAUUUUUAAGACAUUGUCGGGUUGGUUUAUAUAGGCUACACCGAGUGCGAUAGUCGAUAAACUGAGAUAGUUGCGUUUUCCUUGGUCAUCUAAACGAACAGCAGGUGUGAAUUAAUGUCUGUAUAUUAUCCUCAAGUGUAUUGCCCUGUGUUUGUGACCUGCGGAGACAUGACUGAGGUGAUGAUAACCAGCAGCCCUAUGGAGGACAUCCGCCUGAGUCCCAGCAAAGACAGGCACUCCUACCAGAUCUUUCCGGAUCCUUCCGACUUUGAGCGCUGCUGCAAGCUGAAGGACAGGCUGCCCUCCAUCGUGGUGGAGCCCACGGACGGGGAGGUGGAGAGCGGAGAGCUGCGCUGGCCGCCCGAGGAGUUCCUGGUCAGCGAGGAGGAAGAGGAGGAGGAAGAGGAAGAUGGCAAGCACGAAGCUGGACAGCCUCUUCAGAACUCUCAGCACUGAGAAUGGCAUAAGCACACACACACACACACUCACUCACACACACACUCACUCACUCACUCACUCACUCAAACAAUCAGGAGCACACACAGUCACAGCUGCCUAUCGGCAACUGGAGACACACAUGGCAUCAGUACUGACAUUGACAAGCCGGCAGAGUGUGGACUCUGG